Messenger RNA from Penicillium taxi, 600 nucleotides. Its product is annotated as bifunctional phosphatidyl-N-methylethanolamine N-methyltransferase/phosphatidyl-N-dimethylethanolamine N-methyltransferase. Gene Ontology annotation, biological process: phosphatidylcholine biosynthetic process. Lineage: Eukaryota; Fungi; Ascomycota; Eurotiomycetes; Eurotiales; Aspergillaceae. The record is from RefSeq and is a predicted model, not a curated record. Gene Ontology annotation, molecular function: S-adenosylmethionine-dependent methyltransferase activity. The annotation marks the transcript as partial. The transcript has 4 exons.
GCCCCCCAAUAUUUUGCAUGUGAUUGCGGACUGACUGUAAAAGUAUCUGCGGCUACCAUUGCUUUUAACCCGAUUUUCUGGAACAUCGUCGCUCGCGCAGAAUACAAUAACCGAACUCUCACGCGUAUUUUCGGCGGUCCUUACCGUGGAUGCUACUUUCUCGCCGUUACCAUCUUCUCCCUUGGAAUUCUGCGUGACCAUGUCUUCUCGGUCGCUCUGGAUGAGCAACCCUUCUACGCUCCGGUUCACCAACCUAUCCUUGGCGCCACUCUGAUAGCCAGUGGCUCUGUCCUGGUUGUUUCGAGCAUGUGGGCUCUUGGUGUGACUGGUACCUACCUGGGUGACUACUUCGGCAUUCUCAUGGAUGCCCCGGUGACCGGAUUUCCCUUCAAUGUCACCGGCUCUCCAAUGUACUGGGGGAGUACCAUGAACUUCCUUGGUGUUACGCUGUGGAAGGGCAAGGUGGCCGGUCUGUUGCUGACUCUUGAAGUCUUGAUUUUAUAUAUCUUCGCUCUGCGAUGGGAAGACCCAUUUACUGCCGAGAUUUAUGCCAAGCGCGAGCGUCAGCGCACCAGAAACAAGGAUGUUAAGAACCUGUAA